Molecule: messenger RNA, 273 nt
Organism: Colletotrichum chrysophilum
Lineage: Eukaryota; Fungi; Ascomycota; Sordariomycetes; Glomerellales; Glomerellaceae
Exons: 2
Coding region: 1-273 (90 amino acids)
Cellular component (GO): cytosol
Molecular function (GO): argininosuccinate lyase activity
Source: RefSeq, a predicted model, not a curated record
AUGGCCUUCGCCCGCGCAAAUUUCAACAACGGCAUUCUUACUCAACACGAAUUCGAGGAGAACGAGAGGGGCCUGCUGGAAGUUGAGAAGGAAUGGGAGGCUGGCAACUUCAAGAUCGCCCAGGGUGAUGAGGGUCGUCUGCGCCUGUGGCUCCGCGACGAGCUCCGCAAGCGCGAGGGGCACCUCAUCAGCUUCUUGAGGGUCACCGCCCACCGAGCAGAGAAGGGGAUUGAUUCCAUCAUGCCCGGUUACACCCACCUGCAGCGCCCCUAG